This is a messenger RNA of Ziziphus jujuba (common jujube), 1141 nucleotides long. RefSeq lists its product as uncharacterized. Bases 72 to 659 code for a protein of 195 amino acids. Lineage: Eukaryota; Viridiplantae; Streptophyta; Magnoliopsida; Rosales; Rhamnaceae. The transcript is spliced from 10 exons. Gene Ontology annotation, molecular function: 3-hydroxyacyl-CoA dehydratase activity. Gene Ontology annotation, cellular component: endoplasmic reticulum membrane. Gene Ontology annotation, biological process: sphingolipid biosynthetic process; very long-chain fatty acid biosynthetic process; fatty acid elongation. The record is from RefSeq and is a predicted model, not a curated record.
AUUUUAAAGAGGUCCUGUCCAUAAUGACCAAGUAGCAUUUGGGAGUCCCUUAUCUUUGCAGUUCAACGCCAAUGAUGCCUCGACUUUACAACCUCUAUCUCUUCGCUUACAAUUCUUUUCAGACUAUCGGAUGGACAAUCGCUGUCUUUAGAAUAGCAAGCAGCUUCAUAUCGAGCAGGUCCCUAAAUGGAGCCUACGCUUCAUCUGGGGACCUAAUUUGUUUUCUGCAGACUGCUGCGUUCUUGGAAAUUAUACACGGAGCCAUUGGUCUUGUGCCGAGUGGAGCUCUGCUUCCACUGAUGCAAUGGGGAGGAAGGACUCACUUUCUGCUGGCGAUUGUUCGACAAAUAAAUGAGGUCCAAGAAUUGCCAUCGGUUUUUAUAACUUUCAUUGCUUGGAGCCUAAGUGAGGUAGUUAGAUAUUCACAUUAUGCUUUGAAUUGCAUUGGAAGUUGUCCAUAUUGGAUUACCUAUAUCAGGUAUACUGCAUUCAUCUUGCUGUAUCCUGUGGGAUUGAUAGCUGGAGAAAUGUGGCUAAUGUACCAAGCACUUCCGUACAUAGAGGUGAAGAACCUCUAUGCCGAUUUCUUCGCUCACCUGCAUUUCAGCUAUUAUAACUUUGUCAGGGAUAGGGAUGGAUUAUUAAUUUGGACAAAAUAAAAUGGUUUUGCUUCUGGUUUACCCGUUCCUUUGGUUGAAACUUUACCUGCAUUUGUUUAAGCAGCGGCGUUCAAAACUGGGUAAGCACCAUGAGAAGAAGAAAAAGUGAAAGACCAGUUUUUGUUAUGUAUUCCAUUUUAAGUACCACUCACCGUGGUUUUGAGACAUUGAGAAGCAUGUACUUAUCCACACUUGCAUAAUUGGAAAUUUUAGAAAGUUAGAAAUAACUGGUUAAUGGUGGAGUAGCUUGAAACACCAAUUCCACUGGUCAGAUUCAGAAUUGUGAUUUAGAAAUUUGAACAGAGUGGUUUAUUGGUAUUUUGCCUUUUCAAUUCAAAAGGAUGUGUUAUUUAAAGCCUUUUGCUAGAAAUUAUAAAGCAAAAUUCUCAUUUAACGCACAUAUUAGACAGUUUAAAUGUGUGGCUAUGCAACUUAUAUGUAAAGGUAACAUAUUAAAAUAUCUUUGUUAUCCUUGUAAUCUA